AUGGCUUCUUCUCUCACUACAAUCAUUUUCGGGCCCACAGGCCAAGUCGGCUCCGCAACUGCUCGCGCUGUGCAAAAGCUCGGUGCAAAUGUGGUUCUUGCUUUGCGUGAUCCCAACAAGCCUAUUCCAGGUCUCACCUCAGAGCAGGAGAAGGCCGGAGGGUAUCGAAGGAUUCAAGCAGAUCUUACUAAGCCUGACACCAUUGAGGCUGCUGUGCGCGCCACCGACGCUAAGCGCGCAUUCAUAUACCUCGCUCACGGUUCUCCCGACCAUAUGAGGAAGACUAUCGAAUCCCUCAAGGCUUCCGGUGUCGAGUUUGUUGUCUUCCUCAGUAGUGUCUCAGUGCAAGGUGAUAUCAGGCAGGUCCCACCGGAAGAGUACAUACCGUAUGCACAUGCACAGGUCGAGGUCAAUCUUGACGAAGUCUUUGGAGGCGGUGGUUAUGUAGCUGUUCGACCUGGAUUCUUCAACACGAACGCAACGUGGUGGCGGGGUAUGCUCCAGGAGGGGAACGUGAGAAUGGCCUACCCAGAUGCCAAGGUCGACUGGAUAUCACCCGAGGACAUCGGCAAGGUAGCGGGAACGGUCCUCGUGAAAGGGGCUCAGGCGACGGAAGGCGCUGAAGAGCCAACUUUCAUUACUCUUUGUGGACCGAAGCUGGUGUCUCAGAGAGAUGCUGUGAAGACAUUUGGUGACGCCCUUGGAAAACAGAUCACUGUCACCGAGUUGGAUGAAAAGCAGGGUCUUGAAGUCAUGUUAGAAAAUGGUGUACCACAAUUCGCCGCCGGGCCAAUAAUCGAGUCGAUGAGACCAAAGGAGAGCGGCGAUGGUGGCUUUAAUCCAUUUCAGGGCGAAGCGUACACAAAGGCGGCCGCCAAUCUUCACAAGUAUGCCUGGGAUGUCUCAAGCCUGGAAGAAUGGGCCAAGGCAAACAAACACAUAUUUUUAUGA
This is a messenger RNA of Penicillium pulvis, 951 nucleotides long. Its product is annotated as SDR family oxidoreductase. Lineage: Eukaryota; Fungi; Ascomycota; Eurotiomycetes; Eurotiales; Aspergillaceae. The record is from RefSeq and is a predicted model, not a curated record. The transcript has a single exon. The coding region runs from base 1 to 951 and encodes 316 amino acids.